GUCACACUCAAGAUUCCGGAGAGGGAAGCCCCGGCUGCGGAUUCGUCGGUCAGCGCUGACCCUCGCGGGCAGCAAGAGGCCAGGGGGAGAAGGGGGCGAUGGCUCGGCCCGACCCGUCCGCGCCGCCCUCGCUGCUGCUGCUGCUGCUGGCGCAGCUGGUGGGCCGGGCAGCGGCCGCCUCCAAGGCUCCGGUGUGCCAGGAAAUCACGGUGCCCAUGUGCCGAGGCAUAGGCUACAACCUGACGCACAUGCCCAACCAGUUCAACCACGACACGCAGGACGAGGCAGGCCUGGAGGUGCACCAAUUCUGGCCGCUGGUGGAGAUCCACUGCUCACCGGACCUGCGCUUCUUCCUGUGCUCCAUGUACACACCCAUCUGCUUGCCCGACUACCACAAGCCGCUGCCACCGUGCCGCUCCGUGUGCGAGCGCGCCAAGGCCGGCUGCUCGCCUCUCAUGCGCCAGUACGGCUUCGCCUGGCCGGAGCGCAUGAGCUGCGACCGUCUCCCUGUGCUGGGUGGCGACGCCGAGGUUCUGUGCAUGGAUUAUAACCGAAGCGAAGCCACCACCUUGUCCCCCAAGUCCUUCCCGGCAAAGCCCACCCUCCCAGGCCCACCAGGGGCGCCAUCUUCCGGGGGUGAGUGUCCCUCGGGAGGUCCAUCUGUAUGCACUUGCCGUGACCCCUUCGUGCCCAUCCUGAAGGAGUCCCACCCUCUCUACAACAAGGUGCGCACCGGCCAGGUGCCCAACUGUGCAGUGCCCUGCUACCAGCCGUCCUUCAGCCCCGACGAGCGCACGUUCGCCACCUUCUGGAUUGGCCUGUGGUCUGUGCUGUGCUUUAUCUCCACAUCCACCACCGUUGCCACCUUCCUCAUCGACAUGGAACGAUUCCGCUACCCUGAGCGCCCCAUCAUCUUCUUGUCUGCGUGCUACCUGUGUGUGUCCCUGGGAUUCCUGGUGCGCCUGGUCGUGGGCCAUGCCAGCGUCGCCUGCAGCCGCGAGCACAGCCACAUCCACUAUGAGACUACUGGCCCUGCCCUCUGCACGGUUGUCUUCCUCCUGGUCUACUUCUUUGGCAUGGCCAGCUCCAUCUGGUGGGUCAUCCUGUCGCUCACCUGGUUCUUGGCGGCUGGCAUGAAGUGGGGCAACGAAGCCAUUGCGGGCUAUGCCCAGUACUUCCAUCUUGCUGCCUGGCUCAUCCCCAGCGUCAAGUCCAUUACAGCGUUGGCACUAAGCUCGGUGGACGGUGACCCGGUGGCCGGCAUCUGCUAUGUGGGCAACCAAAACCUGAACUCACUGCGUGGCUUCGUCUUGGGCCCGCUGGUGCUCUACCUGCUGGUGGGCACGCUCUUCCUGCUGGCGGGCUUCGUGUCGCUCUUCCGCAUCCGGAGCGUCAUCAAGCAGGGUGGCACUAAGACAGACAAGCUGGAGAAGCUCAUGAUCCGCAUCGGCAUCUUCACCCUGCUCUACACGGUGCCAGCCAGCAUUGUGGUGGCCUGCUACCUGUAUGAGCAGCACUACCGGGAGAGCUGGGAGGCGGCCCUCACCUGCUCGUGCCCGGGACCCGACGCUGGUCAGCCCCGUGCCAAACCUGAGUACUGGGUGCUCAUGCUCAAGUACUUCAUGUGCCUGGUGGUGGGCAUCACGUCGGGAGUCUGGAUCUGGUCCGGCAAGACCCUGGAGUCUUGGCGGCGCUUCACCAGCCGCUGCUGCUGCAGCUCAGGGCGGGGCCACAAGAGCGGGGGCGCAAUGGCCGCAGGGGACUAUGCGGAGGCCAGCGCCGCGCUCACCGGCAGGACCGGGCCGCCGGGCCCCGCCGCCGCCGCCGCCGCCGCCUACCACAAGCAAGUGUCCCUGUCGCAUGUCUAGGAGGCCUGGAGGCCGAGGCCCCAGGGACAGUGCUGGAGUGGAAGGAGGGCGUUGUUGGGCUGGGUAGCUUUGGGAAGGUCACUUCCGUUUACCUUCUUGGUGCUGAUGCCCCCUCCCUGGGCGGCUUGGAGAGGGGAAGGGGUCGGGUUCAAGAGAGGACCUGUCCCGCCGUCUUCUGCCGGGGGGCUCGGCUCACGUGCGGUGUUAUUCUAGUUUGCAUUUCUUACUGCCUUCUUUAGAAGAACCCUGUUUUUAAUUUAUAUGUAUUUUAAUUUUUUUUUUUAACUUUGUUGCAUUUUGGCAACAAAAUUUACCUUUGCUUUGGGGACUUCACAACCCUCAAGCCGGCAUUGUAAGGAGGUUACCCUUGGUUCAGGUUUCUUUGGACUGUGUGGUCUAAAUUAGGAAAAUAUAUUUCCUAUACGUGUGUCUUUUUCUUUCUUUUUUUAAAAAAAUGUGAACAGUGACAGGCUGCUGUGACUGGGAAGGUGUGGAUUGUCCUUUUUUUUUUUCCCAGUUAGUUUUUCCUUCCACUGCUUAAAAUGUCCAGGACACUGAGAGGCCAGAGGCCACCUGCUAGUUCUGUGUAUAGGCCCCUCAAGUCCUCCCGGGGAAUGGAGCAUGAUGGUUAGGACCCAUCCCCAAGUGACAAGGUUGGGGAAGCUAAAGAUUUUGGGAGCCUCCUUAACCUUGCUCACAAGCAUUGGGUCAUUUCAUUCAUUCCUGAGAGCCAGCGUCACGCCUUGAAUGGUAGAGGUGGCAUUGUGGAGCCGGACACACACGUUUGCCAUAGUGAGUGAGAGCCAGAGGGCUAGCGAUGGAUUGAAUGAGUUCUGAACCGGUGAGGUGCUGAGCUUCGGGCCAGGGAGGGAGGAAUGGGUGGUUCUUAAUAAGCUCCAGGGAUCCCUUAUUACUAUUUUUAAAUGUACUUGUGCUACAAAUUUCAGUAAAAGUAAACCCAUUUCUGUCUUCUGGAAGUACUUAGGAAUCCUUGCUGAAGGGGGCUCUCUCUUAAAGGACAAAAAACGGAUAUGCUUCCAGUAAUUAAAGUAAAUUCCCAUUGCUUCUUAUCUGCUCCUCCCACCCCACCUCCUUUAUCAUGUUAAACAGGCUUUCUUGCUUUUCUGAGUCCUCCUGGGGAGCGGUGAUUAGAAGCCACACCCACCCGCCAAUGGAGCGCCGCAGCUGGGGAGGGAGGCUGGUUACCUGAGAGCAAACAUUGGCUCCAAGGAAGGAAAACAAGCGUCCCUGAACUCGGGGCUAGGUUAAUGCCAGAUAGUCCCAGAGCAGUCACACUGCCCUGGCAGUCGCUGAAAAAAAAAAAAAAAAAAAAAAAAAGACCCAUACCGUAAGCUUUGUACUAUGGGGCAGUGUAAUGCUACUGUGGGGGCGAGGGACCCCCCCUUGCUCUCUCUUCCUGCUCUUCUGAGAAAGCCUGUAUCGUGACCGACAGCCCCCCCACCCCCAGUUUCUCUGCUAUUAGAAAAGUCUGUUUGCUUUCCUAAUCUGUAUUCAUUCACUAAGAGUGUGAGGGCCAUUACUGGGAAAUGUGCAUCAGCCAGCAAGUGACCCCCACAGAAGUUUCGUCCCCACAGAAGGCAGAGCUCAAAUGGCCAAGCCGUGAAAACUUCACAAAGCUUCCCUAGAAAAACAGCUGGAGUCUAGGCAGGGAGGAGAGAGAGAGAGAGAGAGAGAGAGAGAGAGAGAGAGAGAGAGAGAGAGAGAGAGAGAGAGAGAGAGAGAGAGAGAGAGAGAAAGAGAAAUGCUUAAGACUUAAGUCUUCGGGUUGCUCAGAAGCUGUUCACGUGUGCAAAAUGCGCUACCUUUACUCACGGAUGCUUGAAUUGAAAUGGAAACUUCGGUGGCUUCCACAAAACUCCUGGCACGCACACCUAGCUGUAGAACUCUGUCAGUCUUAGUCUCUAUUCAGAAACCUCUUCCGGGAAGCUCAAUAGACCCCUGUCUCCUCAGUACCACUUUUCCUGUCUUUUCAAAUGAGGCCCUUUUCUUAGCCCCUCGACCUCUUGGCUUGUUUAGCAGCACAUCUUUCCGGGAUCUGCAGCCCGAGUUUGCGUUGUUCCUUCUUCACAAAGAAAACUGUGGAGGAAUCUAGAAAAGAUGUACAGUGUGUCUAAACGUUGUGGGAUGAAGUGGAGGAAAGUGAUUUAAUUCAUAAAAAAAUGAUUUUUUUUUCCGUCUUAGCAACAUGCCAAGGUGGAAAAAGAGCAAUUAAUUCCCUUUGAAAAAUAGGAAAGUUGAAACAGAUGGAUGCCAAGGCGGUGGACUACGUAGGUUUGGAAGAAGCCUCAGAUCUCUCUUUGUUUCUGUUCUCAUCCUUGCCCUCCUCCUCCUUUCUUCUCUCCUUCCCUCAGGAGACAAAGAGAGAGCCCACCUGCCUCCCUGAAGCCUUCCUCACAUCCGUCUCUGGCCAGCCCUAGGGGAGGGGAGCGGGAAGCUGCCUGUACGGGUGGUCACCCCCUCUUCCCACCACACAUUUCCCUCUGCUUUGCAUUUCUGUUGUGAUAACAAUCAAUGAAAUGACAGGAAAAGCUGUGGGGCAGUUAGCAACUUCUGCCCCGCCAGCUUUGUGUCCCUGGGGAGGACUUGGCCGGGCCGCAGCUCCAGUGUGCACGCUCUGGCCACCUCUCUCACCUCUUGGAGCCUCCUGAUGCUUCCCAGGUCAGAGGGGGAGGAUUUAGGUAGUCUAAAGAAAGACAUGGGACCUCCAAUGGCCAAAUGUUAGGAUGGUUGGUUUGGUUUGAUUUUUUAAAAAAAUUUUUUUUAUUAUUUAAAAAUAUUAUUUCCCUCACACUUUGAAGUUGUCUGAAUUGGAUGAGAAUCAUUUUCCUUGGUGCCUUAUUGGUUUAUUCUUGCGACCCUUUUGUCAUAUUUUCAUGUGACCAUCGCCAGUGGCCAGGGCCUGGGUGUCAUGCCUCGUGUGUAAUUGUGCGCAUGUCCAAGCUUAACUAACGUGUCGCCGAUGGCACUUGUUCUAAGUUGGUAUUCAUUAGGCUGUUCCCUCCUGGGCCAGGGCAGCACUAAUCUUGACACCGGCUGCCAAGAGAAAACGUCAUGGAUCAUACACCCAACUUUAAUAACAGCAUCCGUGACCUGCACCGGCGAGCGUAGAAUGGGAACCCCAGAGCUAGGGGGCACAGUUGUAUAUUUUAAUGAACUGCUGUGCCCGCUAAGGAAGCUCCUUCCACUUUUGUGCUCUACAGAAAGACCAAGGCGGGUGGGAGGGACAAAGCUUUGAAUAAGUGCUUUCUAACACCCGAAUGUGGCCAACAGGACUGAGCACAUCACAAAUCUAGGCAGGUGUGAGGUACCGUGGCCGCUAAGAAUUGCCUGCUGCCUCCCUGUGUCCCUUUCUUGUCUCCGAAGUCCAAUCAAGUGAUCCUGGGAAAGAAACGGCCUGGCUUGGGGAAGACAGCUCAGAAAGAAAAAUUAUCAAGACAUCAAAGAAGGGUGAAGGGGAGGCAGGAUGUAACCAACCCUGUUCAGACUCUCAGAAGCUUCUGGUAGCUCAAUGACAGUUGCAGGGUGUUUUAUUUUUUUUUUUUUUUAAUCCAGGAUAAUAAUGUCUGUCUGUGGUACAUCAUUUGAAGACAAUAUUAAUUCAUGUUGUUACAAACUAUGUAUAGUAUGUAUGUUUUGUGGGUAUGUAUAUACGUAAUAUAUAUAUUAUAUAUAUGUAUAUGUAUAUGAGAGAGAGAUUUAGUGACUUUUGAUACGGGUUGGUGCAGGUGAAUUUAUUACUGAGCCAGAUGAGGCACAUACCGAGUGAGUAGUUGGGGUCCAGGGCAUUCAGUGCUGUGUAUGAUUUGCAUACAUGUAUAGUGCCUAUCCAUCCCAUGCAGUAAGAAUCGUCACUGUCAUGCCAAAUCUAGCACUCACAAGUCAGAGCCAGCAAUAUUUUAUUUGUAGACAAUCAGCUUGACUGGCAAUGAUUAAAAUUCUGAAUCCAUAACACUAGCAAAAGGAAACCCAGAGUAUUCUGAAGAGAGGUUUUGUUUUGUUUUGUGCCUGGAAGUCAGUACAACAGCAAUUAUAUGUGGUUAUGUUAGUCUCAAGAUCCUUAACUUGUUGACCUUAUUAUUUUGGAAUUUUUUUGUAUUAUAUUUGUGGGAAAGUAAAAUAAUGGUUUAAGAUUUUUAUCAAAUAUGGAGAUUAGUUAUUUAUGAAAAACAAAGAAAUGUCUAUUUUUGUUUCUUUGUUCCCAAUUCAUGUAGAUAACUUUUUAAAAUGCAUUAAAGCAAUGGUGAAGAAAAUAUAA
Peromyscus leucopus (white-footed mouse) is the source of this 6144-nucleotide messenger RNA. RefSeq names its product frizzled class receptor 5 (gene Fzd5). NCBI's taxonomy places the organism in Eukaryota, Metazoa, Chordata, Mammalia, Rodentia, Cricetidae. Gene Ontology annotation, biological process: non-canonical Wnt signaling pathway; canonical Wnt signaling pathway. Bases 99 to 1868 code for a protein of 589 amino acids. Gene Ontology annotation, molecular function: Wnt-protein binding; Wnt receptor activity. Gene Ontology annotation, cellular component: plasma membrane. The transcript has a single exon. The record is from RefSeq and is a predicted model, not a curated record.